Molecule: messenger RNA, 1011 nt
Organism: Penicillium samsonianum
Lineage: Eukaryota; Fungi; Ascomycota; Eurotiomycetes; Eurotiales; Aspergillaceae
Exons: 2
Coding region: 1-1011 (336 amino acids)
Source: RefSeq, a predicted model, not a curated record
AUGCUCCUAGUCACCGGUGUGAUACUCGCAGCUUUUUUAUCAAGGAAAACUCCAAGUGCAGCUCCCGUUACAUACAAUACUGCUUUGAGUAUUAUGAACAGCACUUUAGGGUUUGAAAGAGUGCUCGUUGUCUCCAAUGGGACUGCCUGGAGAUGGAAUGGCAUCCAAAAAGCAGCCAAUUUUACCGGCUUCAAAGUACAAGCUCCUACGCAACCGCACUGGUCGACCGCCGAUAUCGAUGAGUUUCGUGGUUCCGAUAUCUUCGGCCAUGAUAAGACGAUUCGUCGGGGAGAGGCACGAGCCUGGGUUUUACAUCUCCAAACUAUUUAUCAAAUUGUUCACUAUCGAUUUGCGACUACUUUGAUCUUAGAAGAUGAUGCAGACUGGGAUAUAUCUAUCAAACAGCAGCUAUCUCGAGUGGCCCCUUUGAUCCAUCAGGUCACAGGAUCUAACCAGAGGGGUGGAGAAAGCCCGUACGGAGAUGCGUGGGAUCUACUCUGGUUUGGCCAUUGCUAUGAUACCAUUCCAUCAACAAUCCCAGCGUCAUAUCUGGAUGAGACACUGCCUUCAUCGCCACUUUACCGUGAAAACAGCGGAGGGUAUACUUUGUUUCCGCAACGUCUUCGCAUGGUGUAUAUGUCUGAGGCUCCAGCCUGCGUUUAUGCCUAUGCUCUCACCUACAGCGCUGCAACCAAGAUCAAUCAACUGGCGCGUGAAUUUGCAGGUCACCCCGUGAAAAAGCACAUAUCAAAGCAAUACCGUGAUUGGUGCAAGCAAGGCAUUCUUCGGUGUGUUACGGUCAAUCCAGAGCUUUUCCACGACCAUAAACAGGCUGGAGAGCUUGGGAGUGAAGUCAAGGCUGUGGAGGGGCUCCCCGGCGCAAGAUCGCCCCAGAACGUCUCAUACACACCAAACAUCAGAUAUAGCGCCUGGUGUAAUAGCAACUCUGCAAAACUGGUGACUUGCCAAGCGGAGAACGGGGAUGAGAGUAGUUUGCAAAACUGGUGCUGA